Molecule: messenger RNA, 6489 nt
Organism: Toxorhynchites rutilus septentrionalis
Lineage: Eukaryota; Metazoa; Arthropoda; Insecta; Diptera; Culicidae
Gene: CycG
Product: cyclin G
Exons: 7
Coding region: 1566-2981 (471 amino acids)
Biological process (GO): regulation of cyclin-dependent protein serine/threonine kinase activity; mitotic cell cycle phase transition
Cellular component (GO): nucleus; cyclin-dependent protein kinase holoenzyme complex; cytoplasm
Molecular function (GO): cyclin-dependent protein serine/threonine kinase regulator activity
Source: RefSeq, a predicted model, not a curated record
UCUUUGUUUGUCCCUUGAGCAGAGCGAAAGUGUUGACCGUUUUAUCUUUGACUAUUGAAUUUUUCAACCUACUUUGCCGUCUAGUGCUAGAAGAUACUGAAAAUGGAAUAAGUUUAAGUUACGAUUGAAGAUAAUCUUGGAGCUGGCUUCUAGCCAAAGUGUUUGAAGUGGAAAACUGAAAAAAGUUUGAAACCCAAGAACGGUUUUAAGGAAGGAUUAGUUGGAGGCGACCAGGAAGAAAAGCUGAUGCAAUUCAAUUCAUGUAACUGGCGUUGAAUGUGCAUAAUAUCAUCAUCACCUUGUAAAGUUUACGCUGUAUAUCUAUCUCGAAAUUAAUGUCGUCUUAGCGUUGAUAGCAUAGUGUGCGUGAGAAAAUUAUAAUAACCACAAUACAGUACUCACUUAAUAUCAAAGCGAAAACAACGGUCCUUGAAGAACCCAUCAAUUUCGCGCGUCCCAGUAUAUAUCUAGGGAUUUUGGCGUUCGAAGCAAAGCGAAGAAAAUUUUUGUUUAUGAGAUCCAGUGUGAGACCUUAGAAGAGUACACACACACACACAUAAAGAAGGGGGAAACAAAAAUAGCGACACACGUACACAACAGCGAGCCAUUUCUGCUAAGGAUUUAUGACGCGCUAGUCGCCCCUUGGUUUAUUUGUUUGAAAUCGGAAAAGAGCUUCGGAGUAUGGAACAAUACUGGCCAGGAGUACGAAACAAAAAUCAGUACAGAGUACCCGCAAAAGCUGAGUAAAACAGCGGCAGCAGCAUUGAAACGUAGACGAUGAGCAAUCGAGGGUGAAAUAUUUGACGAAUUGAAACAUCUGUGAUACAUGUGUAGAUAUUAUUUUAAUUUAUUUUAAAAUAUAUACAACGUCCGUAAGUCCAAACGUAGUAAACAAGCAAACAAAAGGCGCCCAUCAAAGAAGAGUUCAAAUUUGAAGCGCAACUUCAUAUACAAAUUACAUUUAAGUUGUAGACGGACACGGUUCGAGCGUUAUUCCAAAGAUAUUUUUCUACUAGUUGUUAUAUUUGAACGUUGCCAUCUUUUCAACGGAUUGAAAAAAUCAUUGCCAUCAUCACCAUCGUAGCCCCAUCGCUGUGACCUGCGUUAACGGUCAAAACUCUCGAAACCCCGGAGGACUACUUUAGCAUAGAAACAACAAAAUAUCGCGCAUCGAAAACAACGGUGGCGCGCACAUACAAACAAACAACAAACCAACAAACAAACGCAGAGAGGAGAUAUCCAUCCACGGACUGUGUGUGUAGUAACAGCUGCUGUAAUACCAUCGUCCACAGAGAGCUGAGCGUUUAUCAGCUGAGAAAUUCUACACACGCAACCAUUCACAAGAGCCAGACAAUACACACACAUUCCAUGGAAAACGGUAGUACUACAUACUGAAACAGAAGUACUAGAGCACGGCGACAGCUACGGCAAUCGUGCAUCUCCACAGAGCUCGUCAUUGUAGAAUCUAAUAUCGAAUCGAAUAGUUCUUUGUUACUGAUAUUGGGGUGAAGCAAAAGUGAGAGCCACAAUCACGGAAGCAUCCGGGUACUAGGCCAGCCCUCAGUAUGUCUGUCCCUGUACGCUGCUAUUCUGUCGAUACUAUGAACAACAACAACAUCGAUCAGCAACAGCACGUCGCCAUCAACGCCCGUAUGGAUGACGACGAAUCGAUGAUGCUGAGCAAGGUUCAGGUAUCCGAGGAGAUGCAACACAAUCAGCGGAUGUUGUUAGAGGGCCGGCUUGGGACACCGGAUGCUGCUGAUGCAGUUCUUAUGGAGUCGCAUGGCGAACAGGCGAGCAACUAUCACCUGCUAGCCGGCGCGACCGCCAGCAAUGGCUGUCAUCUCGCCGGAGGUGGACCACAAGAUUUGGCUGAAGGAGCCAAGUCGCUAUCCCAACAGAAACAACCACUACUAUCGUCGCCACAGCAUCAGCAGCCCCCGCCGCCGAAUAUGUCGUUCGAUCAGAUGCUGGAAAAAGUGAGAGAACUGAUCACCCUGGAGCCCAAGUUCCUGCCGUGUCUCUUCCUGUACCCAGAAACAGACUGUGGCGAAAUCACCAUCGGAACGCGUGAUGGCGCGGCUCACGUGCUUCGCUGUCUCAAGGUCUGGUACGAGCAGCCGAACGAUGUCCUGUUUGCGGCCAUUAACUUGGUCGAUCGCUUCCUGACCAAGAUGAAGGUCCGGCCGAAGCAUAUGGCCUGCAUUUCGGUCAGCUCCUUUUACCUGGCGGUGAAACAGUAUAAUGGGCAGCAGCUCGACGCCGAUCAUUUGGUUGCUAUUUCACAGUGUCGUUGCACCGCACGUGAUCUAGUACGUAUGGCAGACGUCGUUGCCAACAAACUCGGUGUCCAGAUGAAUAGCCCCCCAGUCACCUCUCUCUCCUUCAUCCGGCUGUUCUACUACAUAUUCAAGAGUGCCGCCAAGGGUCUCGGCCUGAGCGAGGUUUUCGAAGCGGCCGUUUCGUUGCCUUAUCUGGAGACGCGGCUCGAAAUUCUGGCCUGCGAUGCUAGCUGUACCAGUAUCCGACCCUCGGAACUCGCGCUAGUUAUGAUUUUCACCCUGAUCGAUAACUACGUCACCGCGAACAACAAGGAGCUGAACGCAGCGUACAGCCCGCAGCAGUUCAACGACCUGGUGGACUAUGCGAUUCAGAUGCAGAAGUUAUGUCAAAUUCCCGACAAUACCUUCUUCUACACUCACAGUAUUGUUAUGAGAAUCCUGUCGCAGUAUAACGGCCAGCACAAGAUGCCGUACAAGCAGCGACUGGUGUGGAAGCUCUCGUCCCGCACGAUGAAGGUGCUGCGUCCCACGGACAAGCUCACCUCAUACCUGCCCACAAUUGAGGAACAUAACGCCAACAACAGUCACAACAAUAAUAGUAAUCUUAGAUUUAGAACUGGAAGCGUAAGCUCGGAAGACGACGGCGAAGAUUGGCCGACUUCACCUAUUGUAGCGGUUUGUGAACAGUUCGACGAGUAGAACGACCCCCCGUUCCUACUUGUACUCUGUGACAGACACGUGUGAAGCUCGCUCGUGGCCAGCCGUGUCGGACCGGUGCGCGCUAGCGUGUAUGCGCGCCAUCUAUAUCUGAGAAAAAAAGAACAAAAAAAUCGUACUAGAAAAAUUAUUAUUGUUUUGUUAACUUUUGUUUACGUGCCGCCUACUAUAUUGCUGACGUACACUUGAAAAGUGAAGAAGCAGCCUUUGAAUAUCAUUACCCAAGCAAAGUGACUUUAGUUGUUGAGCUAUUUAAGUUGUCCGGGUGAGGGACGAAAAGAAAAACACAACAGAACAAAACCGUGAACCGUGUAUUUUCCUUUCUGAAAGAAGACAUUUCGGAGGAAGAGAGACUCUUGGUAACUAACAGUGUGUUUGUGUUUGUGACCGGAUUGAGUGAAGAAAGGAAGAGACAGAAGAAAACAAAAGCUACGGACAUCCGAGGGGUAGCGAAACCUAACCUGGUACGAGCUUAAUAGUGGACGUAAUCUUCAUUUCUGCACUUCACUAGUAGGGGAUAUAAAAAAGGUUAAGAGUCCGUGCGUGUAUGCUGGAUUUUCUGCGAUACAAAUCCUACCGUUAUACCAUCAUCCGAUACAUACCAACUAUAAAUAUACACACACAACAGAAGACAAAGAACGGAAAGCUAAUACUCGUGUAUUCUAUUUGGUGUUGCCGAACCAACCAAGGUUUCACUGGGAACAAGCUAGCAUCGUGUGACAAUAUUCUCUUCGAGCCAUUCCGGACGGUAACAGAGCAGCGAGACCACCAUUCAUUAUCCACGAGGAAGAAAACAGUGUAAGCAUUAUAGUUUUACUAUUUUGAUUUUUAACUAGAUCUAAUUAAAUACCCAAUUUAAUUAAUCUAAGAAAGUUAAAAGAAAAACUCCACAAACAAAAAAACGUGAACAAAAUUUUUGCAAAAUUCCAACAAAAAAGAAUAAAAGUAGAAAAAGCAUAAAAUAAAAUCAAAAAAAGUACAAAAUAAUACAAAACGUAAAAAAAUCUAGAACAUAGGUGUUUAACGCAUUGGGCGAAGGCAGUUGUAAAGUUAGUAGACGUGCAGCAGUGGUGCAAAGGGAUCGAAGAAGAUAAGGAACGAGAAUUUUCGACAGAUUCGAAGCAGAGUACACUUUGGGUAUACAAAACAAAAGGAAAAAUCUCACAGAAAUUUAUCAAUCGAAGAAAUUUAAUCGAGGAAACAACUGAGAGGGAAAUAUUGUGCGAACAGAUACUACAAAAGAAGAAACCUCGAAGAGCCAGUACUGAUUGUGUUAUUAGGUAUUUUACAGCAAACCAGAAAACAACCUUUAUAACCGCAAGCUUGUGUGAUUUUGAAGUAGAAUUUUCUCCCUUUCAGUUCUCCUUGAAAUCACCCAGCACCAGAUUCUUAGAAACAAACAAAGAAAAACACACAUCUUACAGAUAUCAACAAUACUCCUGGUGAUAAUACCGGCGUUGGAACGUACAGCAAAACCAUCUUGUAAUCAAUAUAGUGGUAAAAAACAUUAAAAUUACACCAAAAUAGUGAAACAAAAAUAUAAAUUCAAUUCUGUGUGUAUUAGUGAAUUUUGCUUCUGACGGAAAAAAACUGAAUCAAAAAGCAUAACAAAACAAAACAAAAAACAAUAGCAGAAAACAUUCAGUAUACUACAUUUUGUGUUUUUCGACAUUGUCGUAAUAUAGUAGUUGUAAUACAGAAUCAUUCAGAGAAGUUCAAGAAGAAAUUAGAAACAGAAAAACCGGGAAAUCUCUUUUUCUGCGUCGAAUUUGAUGCAAAUGCUUAUCUCAACCUCUCUCUCACUCGUUGAGACCUUAGAACAAGAAGCAGGAAGGUGUGAGAGAGUAAAAUUACUGAACAAACCCCCAAUUAUGGGCAUCCUACUGGUCGUAGUUCUGAUGGUGGCGUCACCGUCUUGCAGUGGACCCUCGGAAUACGAUGCAAAAGGGAAAAAGAAACGUACAUCGUGAUGAUGGUGGGGAUGAGACGGUUUAGUUCCUUCAAUAAUCGAGCUUACGUUCGAAGUAUCCAUCAGCAUAAUCGUCCGGAAGCGAAACCCGAAAUUUUUCUACAUUUAUACCACUGUUGUUCUAUGAUCUCGAAUACUUCCGGCUCGUACGUAAGUUCUACUGAGUUCUCGAUAAACCCCCAAGGAAUAACCGUUUCAUCCCCGAAGUUGGAACGAAAAAAACGCAUCCAAAACAAGAGCGUGUUAAAUAUAUAACGAAACAAAUCUUGUCUCUGAAAGUAUAAAUCAUUGUAGGAGAAGGGAGCAAAAAAUAAAUGAGUAAACACUCAAAGCUAUAGUAUUUUAAAUCUUAAAUAUUAAUUUAUAAAGCAAAGUUAUUGUGAUUCGAUUUAUUUAAAAAAUAAACACGUUUCAUAGAGGAAGAAGAUUGUGCAAGAGGAAACAAUGAAAAUGUCAGAAAGGUUAAUUCUGUGUAAUUGAAUCCGUUAUUUUUUCAUAGACAACAAACAAACUAAAGGCAUACGCUAUAUAUAUAUAUAUAUAUAUAUAUAUAUUUGUACCUUCUAUUUUCCUUAUAUAUUUUUUGUAAAUUAUAUUUCCUGUUUUUAAACAAAUUAUUUAUUAAAAGAAAAAGAAAGUGAUGCAAAGCAGAGAGCCAAGCGUAUAAGUGUGAAUCAAAGUUAAUUAGAGCAUUUUCUCUCUUGACAUGCGGAGAGACAAAUGUAUGUCGAAAAUGAAAAAGAGAUUUUUAUCCACCUAAUUCCAUCACGUGUGUGAUAGUUUUGUUUACUAUUUACAAGCGUUGCUAAAGAACAGAAGGAAAAAACUCAUCAAGCAUUGAAAACAAAGUACUUCAUAAUUCUCGUUCGUCAUUAUUUGUCAUAGGUUUGUGUAGUGUUGUACUCUUUGAAAGCAAACUCCAUGUGUAAAUGUAGUCGUCCCCUUACCUCCCCUGUUACUUUAUCUUUUUUCCCAUCCCGUGAACGACGCGGACGCAUAUCUCUCCCAGAAAGGUGUCGACCCUCCCGCGAUAGAGAAGGGGCCAAGAACGACCAAUGUUUACUUUUUAUUCUCAACUCUUCUUGACCCCCGGUUGGGUGGUGAAAUACAGGGCGCACCCUUCGCCCGCGGAGAAAGCAUUCGUCUUUUUAUAUACUUCCCAUUACUUAUAUAUAUAAUAUAUUUAUCGGUUAGAUUAGUUCAUAAGCGCCGGAACAGUAAACGAAGAGGAAUACACCUGAAACAUAGAAAAAGAGAAGAUGGAAAAUGAUGUGAAGAUCUAUUUUGAAACGGAAGAUAGCAAGAUGUAAGGUUCAAGAACACACGCAUACACACACAAAGGCACGGAUUUUUAACAAAUGUGAAAUCAUGAUGAAAUAAGUAUGUAUAAUUUAUAUCUCAUAAGGUAUCUGAUGGAUACAAAAGAAGAAAAAAGAAAAAACGUGGAAAUGCAAUUACAUUCAUUUGGAAAACAAAUGAAGCAAAAAUAAUAAAAAAUCUAUGAUUUAUUUAUACAAAAUA